ACGAAAUGUCUAAAAAAAAUAGAAAUGUUAUAAUAUAAUUACUUCAAUUGUUUUAAUUAAAAUCACAUAGAAAUGGAACAAGCAACUAUUAAAACAGAAUACGAUCUAUAUCCUGAAGUCGAGGUACACUAUGCCGAAAGCCAAAAUCAAGAAAUCAUCUGCAGUGACGAUAUAAAAAAAGAACAAAUUGAGAAUGUUUGCGAGAAUAUUUAUAAACAGAAAGAAUUUUACGAUAAUUACAAUGAAGGACAAACAACGAGUAGCAAUGCAACAAGUACAGGAUCAGGAGUUCCCGGGUACUUCCCAUGCCACAUAUGCGGUGCAGUCUUCGAUCACCUCUUCCAAGUCACCCGACACCUUAACGAACAUGUUCGGCGAACCUUUCCAUGCAACCACUGCAGCUGCAUAUUUAACUAUGAGUCGGACUUGGACACUCAUCUGCUUAUACAUAAUACACCCGGGGAAGAGUUAUUCAACUGCGAUGUCUGUCAAGAGAGAUUCCCUAGCCAAGAAUUACUAGAAGCACAUAAAGAAAACCAUAAAGACAACAGCGAAGGCAUCCCAUGUGAAAUAUGUGGACUGAAAUUAAAAGCGAAGUACAGUUUAAAAAUCCAUAUGAGCGCUAAACAUCUCUCUAUUCAACCAUUUUCUUGUGAAGUCUGUGGGAAGCUUUUCCCAGCGCAAUGGAGAUUGAAGGAACACAUGAAACUGCAUACCGGAGACAGCCUGCCUUGUGUAUUCUGCGAUAAACAUUUCGUUUCCCAAAGCAAGCUCGACAUGCAUCUGAUGUCGCAUACUGGUGAGAAGCCGUUUGAGUGCAAAAUUUGCUACAAGCGUUUCGCGAGAGACUCCAACUUAAAAAUACACAUGCGUUUACAUACAGGCCAGAAAAACUUUGUUUGUGAUAUAUGCGAGAAAGCUUUCUACACUAAGUCCGAUUUGUCGUCUCACAGGAAAAUACAUGAUAAGAAUAAACCGAGGCCUUUUAAAUGUCCGGAUUGUGAAUCGGCGUUCGCUUUAAAAACUCAACUCAAAAAACAUUAUAUGGCUGUCCAUAGUACAGAGACCCCAUACUCAUGUGAAAGCUGCAACGUUAAGUUCAAAACGAAAAAGUCUUGGAAGUAUCAUAUGAUGCGACACUCAGACGAGAGGCCGCAUAAGUGCAGUGUUUGUGACAAAGGGUUCCUCAUCCGGCACCUCCUGGUGAAGCACAUGAGGAUACAUACGGGUGAACGACCGUACAAUUGUCAGUAUUGCGACAAAAGCUUUAAAUCUAGAUCUAAUUUAAAUACUCAUAUGGGUAAUGUUCAUAAAGAUGUAAAAAAACCAGCCAAGUGCGAGUCGGACUCGCCCACUGAGAGUUCCAUACAAAUUUAACUUAUUUAUUGUUAGUAUUUGUUGCUAUAGCAGCAACAGAAAUGCAUUAUCUGUUAAAAUUUCAACUGUCUAGCUAUCACGGUUCAUUAGGCUGUAUGCCUGGUGACAGACAGACUGACAGUGGAGUAACAAGAUGCAUGUAACUGCGUCGAAAUAUCGGGAGCUCGAAGACAAUACAAAAGGUACUCACGGUCUAUAUCCCGGUCAAUAUAGGUCUAGAACAGGAGUCUUAAUAGGGUUCAGUUUUUACCCUUUGGGUACGGAACCCUAAAAAGCAGAAAUUAUUAUUAUUUUAUUUAUUAUAAUCAAAUGUUAAAAAUUACAAUUUAACAAAGCUCCACAAAGCUGUAAUUAGUUUGACUGUAGAGUCAAGUAUCAAUCUCUUUUUACACUAAGUUCUAUAAUUAGGUAUAUUAAGUAGGUAACAUAUAACACAAUUUGGAGUUACUAAUAGUGUAAACUAUUUUACAAUGUUUUAUUUAAUUCACCAGUAACAAUGUGCUAACCCAUCGCUCGCAGACGUAUCUGCAUGUUAAAAAAAAAUGAUUUUAUUUUACAAUGUAUUAUUAAUAAUGUAGUUUUAUGAAAUUUUGAAAAGCAUUUUAGUAAUUAAGCAUAAAAAGGAGUGAUUCUGUUUUGCGAGAGCUUGGAGCGUUUUCAUAUUCAAUUCAAUUAUUUAUUUUCAAGAUAGCAGUGAUCCCAUUGUGUUAGUAUUACACAUUAUAAGGCUUAAAAAAGAUGUUAAUAUUUAAAAGUUAAAUUAGACUUAAUUAAUUUAACUAAACAUAUCAUUAUGGGACAACAAACGUGAUCAGCAAACAUAUUGUCCGAUCCGGAUGUCGGAUAGUCCCUAUUAAGAAAAGAUGUUAGAGAGUAUCUUAAGGCAUGAAGUCCACCUUUUUUUGGGUUAACAUUUUUUUGCCAUGAAGAUUUCUUAAAUGAAUAAAUCCAUACUAAAAUUUAUAAAUGCGAAAGUGUGUCCGUCUGUCUAUAACCUCUUCACGCUUAGACCGCUGAACUGAUUUAGUUGAAAUUUGGUAUAGAGAUACCGUGGAAGGACAUAGGGUAGUUUUUAUCCCAGAAGUCAUCCUUAAGGGGGUGAAAAUUUGUAUGGGGAAUCUAUAAAAAGUAGAUUAGAUUAAAAAUUAAGCUACCCAAAUUGCUAACCCCACGCAGACGAAGUCGAGGGCAAAAUCUAGUAAAAAAUAAAUACAGAAAAAACAUAUAUUAUACAUUUUACUUCUAUCCAAUAUCGAACAAUAUGAAAACGCUCUUAUUACGCUGAUAUUAUGCAACAAUUAGGUAUUAAUUCAUUUACAAAAAAUAUUCUUUUUAUUUAUAA
Molecule: messenger RNA, 2719 nt
Organism: Cydia strobilella
Lineage: Eukaryota; Metazoa; Arthropoda; Insecta; Lepidoptera; Tortricidae
Product: oocyte zinc finger protein XlCOF6.1-like
Exons: 2
Coding region: 73-1377 (434 amino acids)
Biological process (GO): regulation of transcription by RNA polymerase II
Cellular component (GO): nucleus
Molecular function (GO): DNA-binding transcription factor activity, RNA polymerase II-specific; RNA polymerase II cis-regulatory region sequence-specific DNA binding
Source: RefSeq, a predicted model, not a curated record